AUGGAACAAAUUACAGAAGAACAAAAACAAGCUAUUUCUAAAAAGAACAUCUUCAUAUUUGAACUCAUAGGCACAUUCUUUUUAGUGUAUAUAAGUGUAUGCAGUCAGAAUGAAGCAUAUCAAGUAGCAUUGGGAUUAUUUGGAUGCAUGCUUGUAUUUGGUAGAUUGAGUGGAGGCCAUUUCAAUCCAGCAAUAACAUUGGCUAUGGCAUUGGGUGGAGGAAUUCCAUAUGGCACAAUGUUCUUCUAUUUCCUUCCUUAAUUUUUGGGAGCAUUUUGUGGGGCUGCAUUAUCAUUUUUGUUAUUGAAUAUGGACAAGGCUCCAUAUAUAGAAGAUGAACCUAUAAAGGAAUUGGCUGCAUCAUUAUUUGGAGAAAUGAUUGGAUCAACAAUCUUUUUGAUUUUUACUCUAAUUUGCUUUGUUAAAGAGACUUAAUUAUCUGAAAAUAGAAUAGCCACAUUAGUCAUGCUAUCAUGUAUAUACUAUGCUUGUCGAGAAUACACAAUUACAUCGAGUAAUAGUCUUCUUAAUCCAGCUGCUGCUCUGAGUUUGACCUUGUUUGACUGUUUAGCUAAGAGUUGGGAUUAGAUGAUCAAUAUGUGGAUUUAUGUCGGAGGACCAAUUGGUGCUGCAAUUCUGGCAACAAUGUUUUAUUCACAAUUAUACCACUCAGUUACACAUAGAAAAUGAAUUUAUAUAAUAUUAUUCAUGAACUAAGAUGAUUUCGAGGUA
Messenger RNA from Paramecium tetraurelia, 732 nucleotides. RefSeq lists its product as uncharacterized. Gene Ontology annotation, biological process: water transport; transmembrane transport. The record is from RefSeq and is a predicted model, not a curated record. Gene Ontology annotation, cellular component: membrane. The transcript has 4 exons. NCBI's taxonomy places the organism in Eukaryota, Ciliophora, Oligohymenophorea, Peniculida, Parameciidae. Gene Ontology annotation, molecular function: water channel activity.